CUGCAUGCCAGCUCAAAAAUGGCGUCCUGUUUUGAGGUUGGUGUUUUGACGAAUGAUAUCCUUCAAUAAUGAAAAGGUAUCUGCGUCGGUCAAUGAUGAACAGACCGAACGUGCUGCAUCUCAGAAAAGAGAGGAGAGACUGCGAAAAUUCCGGGAACUGCAUUUCAAAAGGAAUGAAGCACGCAAUCUCAAUCACAAGGAGGUUGUGGAGGAGGACAAAAGACUGAAGCUACCAACUAACUGGGAGGCAAAGAAAGCCCGUCUGGAGUGGGAGCUAAUGACUGAUGAAAAGAAAAAGGAGUGUGCGGCCAAAGGGGAGGACUAUGACCGGGUGAAACUGCUAGAGAUCAGUGCUGAGGAUGCUGAGCGGUGGGAGAGAAAGAAGAAGAAGAAGAACCCUGACCCAGGAUUCUCAGGUUACGCGGAGGCCCAGCUGCGACAGUACCAGCGCCUCACCAAACAGAUCAAACCAGACAUGGACGGCUAUGAGAGGCAGCGAGAGCAGUGUGGUGAGGACUUCCACCCCACAUCCAACAGCCUGAUCCAUGGGACCCACGUCCCAUCCAAGGAGGGCAUCGACCGCAUGGUGGAGGAUGUGGAGAAACAGAUUGAGAAGCGGGCCAAAUACAGCCGGCGCAGGGCCUAUAACGAUGACGCAGACAUCGACUACAUCAAUGAGAGGAACGCCAAGUUCAACAAGAAGGCAGAGCGGUUCUAUGGCAAAUACACAGCCGAGAUCAAGCAGAAUCUGGAGAGAGGCACAGCUGUCUAACUGGACUGGUCAAUCAAAUGGACGCUACCAUUUCCACUGCUUUGUUGUAACUGAAGGCCAUAAUUAGUCACUGUGGUUACAGGACCGGCCAUGUACAUAGAAACCCCAUUUCAGUUGGUCACAAUGCUUACGUAUCUGAGAUCUAAGUUUGUAUUUUGACGCUGACAUUUCUUUAGAGGCAUUUUCUAACAAAUUUUACUGUAUUGUUACUAUAACACUGUGAAUCAGGUGGAAUGGCUAACUCUUGAGUACAUCCUGAAUAAUCUUGUAAUGCUAUUUCUGCCUUUCUGCCAAUGUUUAUCGUGUGUGUAUGAACACGCAUUUUUUUUUUUUUAACUAAUGUUUUUGUAAUAUAACUGAUUUGUAGGUCUUACCCUCAGAUUGCUGCAUGCAGUAUGGGUUGGGUAGGUAGGUGGGUGGCUUAAUGUGAGAAUGAAAUGCUAUCAUUCACCUUAAGGCUACACUGUGUUUAUUAGUUAUGCCAGCAGAAGAAUCUGCUAGUGUAGGUGCACGAGGGGAUAAACAAAUUAAACAAUUUCAUCGUUAUCACUCAUCUCUGUUAAGCCGACUGCCCCCAAGCAGAAUAUGAGCUAGGAGAGGCUUGUGACCUAAAUUGAGAUCAAAGACAGUCAACAGAUUCACAUGCUAUAUUCAGUUUUUCAUUCUGUAUCAAUGCACACUAUGGGUUAUUCAAAAAUACGAUGUGGGGGUCCUAUAAACACGAAUAGAAUUUGAUCCUCAUCCUUCGUAAUUUGAAUCAGACAUCUGUGUAAUGUUUCGUUGGACUAAAUGAAUCUGUUCUGAAUAAGCCUCAUGGGAUAUGGUAAUAAGAUGGGGAAGAGGGGUUUCAAAGGUUGGCGUGCAAGAAAAUAUUUAUACGUUGUUUAUGAUUUCUUGGUAGACGAAGACGUAGUGUGGGGGGUAUACACCCUAGUCAAAAAAUCCUAUAGGAUUUUGUGUCACCUGUAUCAGAAUUCUAUUUGACUAAUUAUUUCCUAUUGGGAAUCAAAAGUAAUUCGAUUGAAUCUUAUAGAUUUUUGAUUAAUCUCCUAGGAUUUGGUCACCCCAAUCAGAAUGCUAUUAUAGCUUUUAUUCUCAAAUGAACCCAUUAAAUUAUACAUUUGUCAUUGGUUCCAGUACAAUACAAAAGCAUUAAUUACUACA
Messenger RNA from Oncorhynchus masou masou (cherry salmon), 1936 nucleotides. RefSeq names its product pre-mRNA-splicing factor syf2. Gene Ontology annotation, cellular component: Prp19 complex; post-mRNA release spliceosomal complex; catalytic step 2 spliceosome. NCBI's taxonomy places the organism in Eukaryota, Metazoa, Chordata, Actinopteri, Salmoniformes, Salmonidae. The record is from RefSeq and is a predicted model, not a curated record. The transcript has 7 exons. Bases 53 to 772 code for a protein of 239 amino acids.